AUGGUGAAGUCGAGAGUCUGUUGGAACUGGACUUUAGGGGAAAGAGUACAAAGGAUGAACUCCUCAAUUUCCUCAUCAUCUUCAAUGUCGCUGUCCUCCUCAUCAUCCUCUUCUUCAUCAUCUUCUUCGUCAUCUUCGUCCUUCUUAGCCUUAGAAGACUUCUUGGACUUGGCUGGCUUUUCCUCUUCCUCCUCCUCUUCCUCUUCUUCGUCGGAGUCCAACUCAUCGGCCUCUUCCGCCUCCAAGUCGUCUUCAUCGUCAUCAAUGAAAGCUCUCGAUCUCUUCAAGAUUCUGAUAACGGAAGGUUCUUCCUUGUCAUCGACAGCUUCUGGGUCCACAGCUGCCAUGGUCAAUCUGACGGUGACAGGGAACUCAUCGUCCAAAGCUGGAGUAGGGUUGAAAGGCUCAAGAGCCAAGUUGUAUGUGCUAAUUGGAAGCAAAGAAGACAUGUUGUUAAAAGAAGUGGAGAGGGGAAAAAAUACUAGAGAAAUAUAUGGCUAUCUAGGCAGGAGAGAUGAGCAGAAAAUUUUGUGCACACCAAAACGUGUAGAAGCAAUAUGGAAAAAGUGGGAAUAG
Messenger RNA from Clavispora lusitaniae ATCC 42720, 576 nucleotides. Lineage: Eukaryota; Fungi; Ascomycota; Pichiomycetes; Serinales; Metschnikowiaceae. The record is from RefSeq and is a predicted model, not a curated record.